Guillardia theta CCMP2712 is the source of this 684-nucleotide messenger RNA. RefSeq lists its product as hypothetical. The record is from RefSeq and is a predicted model, not a curated record. NCBI's taxonomy places the organism in Eukaryota, Cryptophyceae, Pyrenomonadales, Geminigeraceae. The coding region runs from base 272 to 622 and encodes 116 amino acids. The transcript has 9 exons.
AUGGAGGAGGAGUACCGCGUUACCAACAAGAAGGCCGAGGAGAUCGCGGCUGAGUGGGGCUUCUCCAACGUGAAGUCUGCGGAGCUGAUGCUGAGGAAGAGGAUGAAGUACCAGAAGCUCGCGCGGGAGAAGGAGAAACGGGAGACUCUGCUCGACCCCGAGCAUCGUCUUGCUCGCUUCAAGGUUCCUUGCCGUGAUCGCUUCCUCGAACACAGCCCACAGCUCGUCGCUCAAGAGGCAGGAGCGGCGAGGGGACGACGAAGCUCUUCCAAUGGUUCCAGUGCACGAGGCGACGCUCGCAAGCCCGCAACCUUCUCCAACCAGACCCGCGAGUCAUGAUGCCAUCCCAGCUAGGCCUCACCAGAGGCAUGUUCGCUCAAGGAUCGCACAGGUUCCUCGCGCGUCCCUUGCUAGCUUGCAGUUUGACACGUCAAGGUCGUCAGACGGCAUCAACCAGUUGAUGGAGUUUCAGACGGAGCAGCUCAACAACAAGCUUGUCCGAGGAGCUCGUCUCAACAACACUGCUGCUCGUUCAGGGAGCUCGGGCAGCUCGGGCAGCUCAAAGAAGAGCGAGCCACAUCGCUCUAUUCCCCAGCUGAGGGUGAACAACUUCUUCUUGUAGCAUAGCGGGAGUGACAACCCCUCGAUGUAUGAUAGCGCAUGUACAUACAAGGUAGAACCGUC